Messenger RNA from Corticium candelabrum, 878 nucleotides. Its product is annotated as grpE protein homolog 1, mitochondrial-like. Gene Ontology annotation, molecular function: protein homodimerization activity; adenyl-nucleotide exchange factor activity; protein-folding chaperone binding. The record is from RefSeq and is a predicted model, not a curated record. The transcript has a single exon. The coding region runs from base 53 to 718 and encodes 221 amino acids. NCBI's taxonomy places the organism in Eukaryota, Metazoa, Porifera, Homoscleromorpha, Homosclerophorida, Plakinidae. Gene Ontology annotation, biological process: protein folding; protein import into mitochondrial matrix. Gene Ontology annotation, cellular component: PAM complex, Tim23 associated import motor.
ACCGAGACCGCUCUCGUGCACUGCUUCCUGUCAUUAAUCUCAACUUUUCGUAAUGAUAGUCCGCAAUGUUUGUCAGAGAAUCAAACCUUCAUUGAACACAAAACGUUUUCUAAAUUUUCUUCGUUUUCGUGCAGUUAGUGAUAUUAAUAGGGAGCCAGAGUCAACAGAAAGCUCAGCAGCAGCAGAGGGUAAAGCUGAUGCAACAGCAACUGCAGAAGAGACGCCACGUGAAUGUGAAGACGAAGAAAAGAUCCUCAAACUAGAAGAACUGGUCCAACAGUUGGACGAAAAAUACAAACGAUGUCUAGCGGAGACAGAGAAUGUGAGAAAGAUGUACAGAAAACAGGUCGAAGAUGCCAAGUUGUUUGGCAUUCAGAGCUUUGCCAAAGACUUACUGGACGUUGCCGACACGUUGGAACUGGCGACAGAAAGCAUGAAAACCGACCCUUUGGUACAAGGCAAUGAAAGUGUCAAGCAGUUGUAUGAUGGCGUCCAGAUGACAACAGGAUUGCUACUGCAAGUGUUUGCCAGAAAUGGUUUAGUGAAGACAAACCCACUUGGAGAAAAAUUUGAUCCGAACUUUCACGAGGCGAUGCUCUAUCAAGAAGCAGAGGACAAAAUGCCAGGAUCCAUAUCAAUGGUUUUGAAAACAGGAUAUCUACUGCAUGGGAGAACAGUGAGAGCUGCACAAGUUGGUGUAGUCAAAGACAAAAGCUAGUAUUUCAUGUAGCUUAGAAUUACAACCAAGAUGCAUGGGUUGAUUGAUUAGGAGGAUGCUAAGCCAGUUCACUUGUAGACCGCGAACAGUUACCUGGUACAGUACAGUACAGUAAGAAUCUACAGUGUUGGUUUAACUUAAAAUGACACAAGGCAAACAA